Fomitopsis serialis is the source of this 1955-nucleotide messenger RNA. RefSeq lists its product as uncharacterized. The coding region runs from base 179 to 1936 and encodes 585 amino acids. Lineage: Eukaryota; Fungi; Basidiomycota; Agaricomycetes; Polyporales; Fomitopsidaceae. The transcript has 2 exons. The record is from RefSeq and is a predicted model, not a curated record. Gene Ontology annotation, molecular function: protein binding.
UCCACCACGGCGUCCGCCGAAACGCGGUCUCGUGAUCGUGGACAAGUGUGGCUUCCGCGCUCGCGCGUUGCAUUUAACUCCGAGUCGAACCAACAGACUUCUCCCUCCGCGCCCGUGUUGAAGCAUACUCUGAGCUUUCAAGUAUCUCCUUCCCAAACCGUCAACUGCGAAUUCCACAAUGUCAGAACUGUCCUAUGUCGACGCUGAAGAAAUUGCAUCUGCUUGCAAAUCAGCAGACUUUGGACAGUCUCAAACCAAUUCCCGGUAUCGACCCACGGCAUGUUAUUACGCUAACGACGAAGUCGUUCACAAGGUCGAUCUACCUGCGGAGCUGCUUGCGAACAUCAUUUCAUACAUCGCGGAAGAGGACAAGGAGGGCUUCUGGUGGAAGUCGAUCUCGCGUGUAUCCCGAUAUUGGCACGAAGUCGCGCGUGAAGCUGCAUGCCUGUGGACCACCCCAUAUGCGUGUUAUGGUCCGAACCUCUUCCGCGCAGCGAUGGAAAGGUCACGUAACCUUCCGCUGACCGUGCACAUUGUUGGCCCCCACUCCUGGUGUCUCGCCGCUUUGGAAGCGGUCAGGCCGCAUGCACACCGAGUCCAAAGUCUUUUUUUCUUCCCUGGAUACAGGCAUUUUGCCAACAGCCCCCCGUCCGGCGUCCUUGACAUGUCCUGCUUGGAAUUUGAUGUGCCCAACCUGACGGCCCUCUGGAUCAACCUGAAGUACUUCACGGAGCAGACCCCAUUCAUCAUCACCCACUCGCGCUACCCCCAUCUCUGCGAACUCACCUUGGAACGUGCGACCACGCCGUGCGACCCGGAAGCCUACGCGUCGCUCACGCGCUUGACGCUCCUGGACCAACACGACAUCGAGGGGUUUGAGGAGACGCUGGAGGACUUCUCCGCCAUGCUCCGCGCUUGUACCAACCUACAGUUUCUGUGCCUCGAGGAAUCCGGCCCCGACGUCCGUGACGACGCUGACCAGAGAGUACGUCCUGCUGACCCGCAGACCACCCCGCGCCUCCCGCAUUUGCGCUCGCUCUGGCUCCGGGACGACGAGAAAAACACAGCCUUCUUCAUGAGGCACCUAGCCUUUCCACCAACGACUUGCAUCUACUUGACGAUGAUGUUUUCGGGAAGCUUACCAUCACAAGAACUGGAAGGCUUCUAUGUAUCGCCGAGCGUCGAGGGGGUCAUCUCCCAGAUAGAGGUCAUCCGCGUGGUCGCGAAUCUCGACCUCCGCAUCCGGGUCGAAUUCCUGCCGAACUGGGAGGCGAGAAAGACGUUCGAAUGGGGCUCGGUCGACGAGCCGUCUUGCAUCGCUUUCGAGCACGAGGGCAGGGAGACUGGGGGCAGCCUGGAAGUCGAGUGGUGCAUAUGGGCCUUCACGCAAAGCGCCCGCAUGAAGUUCGUCGCGGCGCCCCUCAGGUACCUGAUCAUCGCAGGAGAAUUUUGGGAUGCGACCGGAUCGCUGACGUGGAAGAGACUCUUCGACGUGUUCCCCUCGAUUGAGGUUAUCCAAAUUGAAGACUACGAGCGCCAGGACCGAACCAUAUACAGGUCCUUGAGUAUGAUUGACCCCCGGACCAACCAGAUCGCCUGUCCGAACUUGAAGACCUUCGUGGUCAAGGGCCGGUGGUCACCCACUUUGCUAUCAGACGUGAGGGAGUGCUUUGCGACUCGGAAGAGUCACGUCCCCAUGCUGGAGAAGCUGGUCUUCAAGACGAACACUCGUACCAUAGGUUUGCCGUUAGGCCCGCAGAGGUUCGGCUAUUUGAGCGGGCUGCGGGAGGUCGCCAAGGUCAUCGAGUUGUGGACCGGAAAGCUGGACUGGCUUGGCGGAAAGAGGGACGUGGUGCGUGUCGAGAAGAUGGACCAAGAUGAAUGGGAACGCGUCCUCAAGUUUGACUCACCGUACCCCGAUAUUCACGGCUUCUAGAAUGUAUAUUACUGUCAAC